Molecule: messenger RNA, 1965 nt
Organism: Sugiyamaella lignohabitans
Lineage: Eukaryota; Fungi; Ascomycota; Dipodascomycetes; Dipodascales; Trichomonascaceae
Exons: 1
Coding region: 1-1965 (654 amino acids)
Source: RefSeq, a predicted model, not a curated record
AUGAGUGCAGGUGGAUCGGGCCAGGAUCCAGGUCUCAGUUCGGACGAUUCUCGUUCGAAUUACACAGAGUCACAUGGACGAAAGGAUAAAGGCAAAAUGGCCUCGAGAUCAGGUGAGAGAGAACCACUGCUUCCCCGGUACGAGGAUCAGAUUGCCAGUGCAGCAGCUGAGUUGAACCAGUCAACUCCGCCAGGUUCUGCUUCGUACGGGACAACAGCUCCGCAAGGAAUGUCUCCAUCGACGUCUAUUCAAGAGUCAGAUGACCGUAUGCUAUGGAGUAUCACUAAAUCAACGUUUUCGAAACUGGCAACUGUAUUCAUAUUCCUGGCGUUUGGUUUCAUGAUCUUAUAUCUGCUACAGAUCAAUAGUCUAAGAGAGGAGAUAGUUAGAGUUCCGCAGCUCAAUAUCCAUCAGGUGUCUUUAGACUCACUGGAUGGCGAUGGAAUUAAUGUCCAGGUGACGGGUUUUGUACAGGUGGAUUAUGACAAGGGUCUACAAGGAUCCCAAUUUCGCAAGUCCAUUAUUAAGGGUGUAUCGGGGCUCAUAGGUUCGAUUGAUGCUGGCGAGCAGAACAUCACUCUUUAUUUUGAUCAGAAUUAUAAUAUUCUGAGGAGUAGUCAUAAUCACAACAGUAGGAUCAGUGAUAAUGUGGAGAACUACAAGAUUAAUGACGAUGAUGGUGGUGAUGACGAUGAUGAGAAUCCGUUUGUUCAUACCGCUAAUAUCACCGUGCCAUCUCUGACAGUAGAUACACACCAUCUCCACAACACGAGUUUCGACUUUGUUGCUAAAAUCAAGGAUUUCGGCAGCCCAAUUGUUAUUGGAACUAUAGCUCAACACUUGCUGGCCAAUGAUGCCAUGCAUUUCAAAGCUCAUACCCGGCUACCAGUGUCGAAGUGGGGAUGGAACUUUGGCACUUACGACAUUGAUUUCGAUCAAAUAAUAAAUGAAGAUGACCAAGAUGGUGAUAAUGAGAAGCCCAAAGGGCUGUUGAAUGUCCAGCUGGAAGAUAUCAAGAUCGUUCCUAGUAAGAACCUAGGACUCGAUGUUAUCACAAAACUGUCUACAGACUAUAAGUUCUCGGCAGCAGCAGAUAUUCCAUCAUUAUUAUGGGAACUGAAAAUCCCCGGAUGUCCUAAACCCCAGUCCAGUCCAUAUCAACUGGCAUCAAAAGGCAGGACGUAUCCUAUACAUCUGCUACCGCAGUCAGUUGUUGGAAUAACAGUGGAAUCGAAUCUUGCAGAGAUCCCUUUUGAGAUAUUAUUUCCCUGCGACAAUGGUCCAUCAACCAACGGAUCCAAUUUCAAAUCACCACUGGACAUGUUUAUUCAAAAGUACAUAUCUGGAGAGACCAAUCUGGUGAAAAUUGAAGGAUCAUCUCAGCAAGACGACAGUUUACCAGACUGGCUCAGUCGUAUUAUCCAGUCGGUAUCUUUCACUAUACCAUUUGAAGGGAAGAAAGGAAGCGAUGACCUAAUACAAGGACUGGAGUUCAGGAACUUCCGACUUUCGUUUCCGCCCAGCCAGCCAUUCCCACCUGUAUACGCCCCUAAUCAACCUCCACGAGUCAGUGCUACGAUUCGAGUUCACGUGAAAACCCCGAAUCUCAUUGACAUUGACCCUGACAUGGAUCUCAGCGUGCCUCUAACCAAGGGCUCGGCUGAUUUGUUUUCCCAGGGGGAGCAUUUUGCACACAUCGACAUCGACGACUGGAUCCCCUGCACCACUGAACACGAUGAGGGGCCCAACACAUACCUCGUUGAGUUCGAUAUCGAGUCUGUCCCUGUCGAAGUUAUUGAUCAGAGUGUUUUUGGCCGGGUUAUGCGUGAAGUCCUCAUAGCCGGAGGCUCGCCCAUCCGCGUCGAAGCUGUCGUCGACGCGGAGGUCAGCACCCCCAUCGGCGACCUCGUCGUCACCGAUCUCCCUGCCCAAGGAGACACUGUCAUCCGCUCCUCAGGUUUCUAA